AGGGGGCGGGCGACGGGCGGGCGAGGCGGGGCGGGAGGAGGGCUCGCGGGAGCUGAUAUGUCCGCCAUCUUGGAGCGGCGGUGAUGGUGGCGAGCGGCACCUUUCCCGCCUGAGCAGAGGCAGCCCGGGGCGCGCUUGGCGAGGGAGAAAUCUGCUUCAUCUAAUUCAAUCCUAAUUCAGUCCUGCUAAUCUGCUAAUACUGUAGAUUGAAAGAUUUUUUGCUGUUGCCAGGAUACCCUGUGAUGGGCAAGGAGCCUGAGAGAAUACAAAUCAUUCUGUUUCUCUAACUUUUAACAAACUUUUGUGUUUAACAGACCAGCAUGUUUUGGAAAUUUGAUCUCCAUUCGUCAUCCCACAUAGAUACACUUCUAGAGAGAGAUGAUGUAACGCUGAAAGAACUGAUGGAUGAAGAGGAUGUUCUGCAAGAGUGCAAGGCUCAGAAUCGCAAACUUAUAGAGUUUCUGCUGAAAUCAGAGUGUUUGGAAGAUCUAGUUUCAUUUAUUAUUGAAGAGCCACCUCAAGACAUGGAUGAAAAAAUUCGAUAUAAAUAUCCAAACAUAUCAUGUGAGCUGCUUACAUCAGAUGUCUCACAAAUCAAUGAUAGGCUGGGAGAAGAAGAAUCCUUACUUAUGAAACUGUAUGGCUUCCUCUUAAAUGAAUCUCCUCUGAACCCUUUACUGGCAAGUUUCUUCAGCAAGGUGCUAAGUAUUCUUAUAAGCAGAAAACCGGAGCAGAUUGUGAAUUUUUUAAAGAGGAAGCAUGAUUUUGUGGACCUCAUUAUUAAGCACAUAGGGACCUCUGCUAUCAUGGACUUGUUGCUCAGGCUGUUGACUUGCAUAGAACCUCCACAGCCCCGGCAAGAAGUGUUAAAUUGGCUAAAUGAGGAGAGAAUUAUCCAGCGGCUUGUGGAAAUUGUACAUCCGUCUCAAGACGAAGAUAGGCAUUCAAAUGCAUCACAGUCACUCUGUGAAAUUAUUCGUCUAAGCAGAGACCAGAUGUUACAAGUACAGAACAGUUCAGAACCAGAUCCACUGCUUGCAAGCCUAGAGAAGCAAGAAAUCAUAGAGCAGCUGCUGUCUAAUAUAUUUCAUAAAGAAAAAAAUGAAUCUGCAAUAGUCAGUGCAAUCCAAAUACUAUUGACCUUACUUGAGACCAGACGACAGACAUUUGAAGGCCAUAUAGAGAUCUGUCCUCCAGGAAUGAGCAAUUCAACAUAUUCGGUCAACAAAAGCGUUUUAGAAGCCAUAAAAGCACGACUUUCUGCCUUCCAUGAACUCCUGCUUGAGCCUCCAAAAAAAAGCGUCAUGAAGACAACUUGGGGUGUAUUGGAUCCACCUGUGGGAAACACACGUUUAAAUGUUAUUAGAUUAAUAUCUAGCCUUUUACAGACAAAUACAAGCAGUGUAAAUCAGGAACUUAUAGAACUUAACAGCAUAGGAGUAAUACUGGACAUGUUCUUUAAGUAUACGUGGAAUAACUUCUUGCAUACUCAAGUAGAAAUCUGUGUUGCACUGAUUCUUGCCAGUCCUCUUGAAAAUACAAAAAAUGACACAAUUACAGAUCAGGAUUCCACUGACAAUCUCUUACUGAAGGGACAAGGAGACAAUCUCUUACUGAAACAUCUCUUCCUUAAGUGCCAAUUAAUAGAACGAAUACUUGAUGCAUGGGAGAUGAAUGAGAAGAAGCAAGCUGAAGGAGGAAGACGGAAUGGCUAUAUGGGUCAUCUGACAAGGAUAGCGAACUGUAUUGUACAUAGUACAGAUAAGGGUCCGAACAGUACACUAGUCCAGCAGCUCAUUAAAGAACUUCCAGAGGAGGUCAGAGAGCGAUGGGAGACGUUCUGCACAAGCUCCUUAGGAGAAACUAACAAGAGGAAUACAGUGGACCUGGUUACUACCUGCCACAUUCAUUCUUCCAGUGAUGAUGAAAUUGACUUUAAAGAAACUGGCUUCUCACAGGAUUCUUCUUUGCAGCAGGCCUUUUCUGAUUAUCAGAUGCAACAAAUGACGUCCAAUUUUAUUGACCAGUUUGGCUUCAACGAUGAGAAGUUUGCUGAUCAAGAUGACAUUGGCAAUGUUUCUUUUGAUCGGGUCUCAGAUAUCAACUUUACACUCAAUACAAAUGAAAGUGGCAAUAUAGCCUUGUUUGAGGCUUGCUGUAAGGAGCGGAUACAGCAGUUUGAUGAUGGUGGCUCUGAUGAAGAAGAUAUUUGGGAAGAAAAACAUAUUGCAUUUACACCAGAGUCCCAGAGGCGUUCCAGUUCGGGCAGUACGGACAGUGAAGAAAGUACAGAUUCUGAAGAAGAGGAUGGAACAAAACAAGACUUGUUUGAAUCGCACACCAAUGCAGAGGACAAAAUGGAAGUAGACUUAAAUGAAUCCCCAAACUGGUCAGCUAACUUUGAUGUACCCAUGGAAACUGCACAUGGUGCCAAUCUGGAUUCUGUCGGCUCUGAUGUGUGGAGUACAGAAGAACCUAUGCCAGCAAAAGAAACUGGCUGGGCUUCCUUUUCAGAGUUUGCAUCCUCCUUGAGCUCAAAAGAUUCCUUAAGAAGUAAUUCUCCGGUGGAAAUGGAAACAAACACAGACCCAGUCGAUCCCUUGAGUGCAAAUGUAACGGCUCUUGCAACGCAGCUAGAGACUCCAGGAAGUGUUGCUAUGGAAGCCAGCUCAGAUGGAGAGGAUGAUGUAGAAAAUGCAGACAAAGUAACUGAAACAGUAAUGAACGGCAGCAUGAAGGAGACACUGAGCCUUACUGUAGAUGCUAAAACUGAAACAGCUGUCUUCAAAAGAGUAUUGAAAUCUUAUCGUGAGGAAGGAAAAUUGUCUACCUCGCAGGAUGCUUCUUGGAAAUACGUAGUAGAAGAGAAUGCAGAUGUUGCAGAAGAGGCUCCUUCAGCUCUGCAGCCUAAUAACAGCAGUCCAGAACGGAGGACUGAUCAACACACCCAUUUAGGAGAGCCAUCUGUUAAUGGUCCUGUAUGAUAUGUGGUGUCUGCUACCUUGGUUGAAGAAAACGAACUGAUAUCCAGGUGUUUGAGUGUUUCUUGAGGAUUUCAUCUGGACCCUGUUGAAGCCAGUUACUGCUGCACUAAUUUCGCAAGGGAUCUGGACCAGCAACAUUUAUAUUCUAGAUUUUAAGACAUUGUACAGAAAUUCGUAAGUGUAAAAAUAUUGCACAUUGAGAAAUACCAAUAAUUUUUGCCUAUGUUUAUAUUGUAUUGUUCUGAAUAAUAGGUAGCCUGUGAAAUAAGAUCCUGCUACCUAUGUAAUGAUGACAGUAGUGUUACUAUAGUUCAAAUGGCUGUAAGAAUAGUUUUAUAAAAAAGUGAAAACACAAAUCUAAUGUAUUUGAGACAUAACUAUUUGACAAUUAGUGUGACCAAAGUAUUUAGCAGUUUUCAUACAUUUUUCACCUUGUAAAAAAGAAAAGAAAAUGAAUUAAUGUUUCUUCUGAAACUGAAAUGCCCUAUAAAUGUUAUUUUCAUUGUUUUAGCUUACAAAAGUGAUUUAAAUAAGAAUUUUUUGGUGUUCAACAUUUUACAAGUUUUUUAAUUGGUAUUUGUUUUCUGUAUUGUUUAAAACAGACAAAAAUGUAAGUCUAUUGCUAGGGAUUUUAAGUAUUUAUUGCUACAAUUUAGUUGAUAAAUAGAUGUUACUGUAAAGCCAUAUGUUCUGUUAAGUCUUGUUUGCUUGAAACAAUACCUUACUGGUGAAACACUAGAAUAUUUGAAGUGCACAUGGCUUGUUGUGUUUAAGUGAUUCACCUGCCUCUUGACCCAUUCUCCAAGAUUUAUUUUAAUACCAAGCAUUUUGGAACAAUCUGCGUGCUUAAAACGCUAUAAUCCUUUUAGACAAGUCAAGUAAAUGAAAUGCCCGUGCUGCUAAUGUAAUUACAGUACAUGCAUUUUAAAAGUAUAUAGUGUUUUUAAUACUAAUUUUGGCAGCAGAGCAUGUUAAUUGUUACUUUUACUGUACUGAUCUGUGUGAGGCUUUCAUUUGUAUGUUCUAAACCAGUUUUUUCACAGCUGGUUUGUGUAUAUAUAUAUAGUGAUUAUGGAAACUAAUUCUGUGUAAUUUAUAAUUUUCUAUGUCAGUGUAUAAUUCCAACAGCCUUCUCAAACAAACAGUAGCAAUAUACUGUAUAUUGCCACAUUGUCCGAUGAAAGGGUUAAAGUACUUAACCUCCUGCACUUUUAGAUGCAAAUCCAUUUUUGUUUCUGGAAUAGUUAUUCAUUUAUUUUGUACAUCGUUUGUUUUUCUGACCAGUAUUUAAAGCCAAAAGGAUACUCUAAACAAUGGCCAAUGACUUAUUUUUUAGAAGGCAUCCCAAGCAACGUGCCUAAACGUUACAUUGCAUAGAGAAAUAAAAAACCAAAACAUAUAUGUAUAAUGGAAUUUCCCUUAUUGCUUCCUCUCUUUUAUUUUCUGCGGUACAUUUUGGUGGCACUCGUUAUUGCAAAUUGUUACAAGCUGAUCAGUUGUGCUUUUCCCCUCUGUUUUCACACGAUAUUGUAAUGUAAUUCGUAACUAUGGUUGUCCUUUUAUUGGUACUAUAUAAAUUAUGGAAUCCAAUCAGCUGUUUCUUCUUCAGUUCAGAAUUCUUUCCAGAUCAGCUUGACCAAAAAUGUUUUGUAUAUUAGCUUUAGGGUUGGCAACUUUCGUUUUAUUACUUUCUGAUCUGUUAUUGAACAAGCAGUUUUUGAAACAAACCCACUUAUUUCAACACAUGCAUUGGAAUCCAAGUAGAAAUCUGAAAUGCAGGAGAGCAGGGUGUUGUGGUAUAUGUUUGACAGUUAGAACUUUUGUCCUUUCCAGUGGAGUUAUUUGUCCCUUGUUAACAAGUUUGACUAGCUACCUAGCCAUGAAAAAUGAAGGAGAUACUGGCAGCAAAUUAAUUGAAAGUAUUUCAGCCGUGUUGCCUACAGUUUGGCAAAGUCUUCAGUAUGUUGUCCUUCCUUUUGUUUAAUGAACUUUCAUAUCAGUCCACUAUACAGUUCAUACAGAGCUCAAAAUUGGAAAAGGGGAGUAUUUUGUCCGCUUUUCUCACUGUUCAUGAUAAUAUCAGUCAAGUAGAGGUGCGAGAAGUGAUGGUGAGUGGAAUUCAGCCUUUUGAUAUAGUUUGCCUUCUGAUUAAAGAGUGCAAUAGAGGUAAACCAGGUUGGCUUACCUAAUGGUGGUUCCGGUGGUCUUGAGGGUUCUUCCUUACUGUUGCAUUUAUUGUUAGUUUUUACAGCUUCUGUGGAAGGUGAGUUAAGCCUAGAAUUUAACCUAGUCAGCCUGUUCAGAGGAGAUUUAGUGUGUGUGUUUUAUCCACUAACUGUAUUACUUAUACAAGGAAUCCUGAAUUUGAAGGGAAAGCUUUGGAGGUGUGGUUUUGGGAUAGUGUGUGGGUGUGUGUACACACAUACACACUCCUUUUGCUGUCUUUUACCAACACUUAAUGCUGUUUACGUAGGCUUGCAAAGGUUUGAACAUACUUGGAGAGUUCUUCCGAGUAGCUGUGUUAUCCGACCUGUUUAAUCAAAUUUGAUUUGCAUGCAAUGGAAUUUGAGUUUUCUUCAUUAAAAGAUAUUUUAAUGCAUUUGUGAGAUGGAGUAACGUCUAAUACCUUGUACAAGUUUGACUUCCUACAAUGUAGGAUUUGGGGUGAAGUAAGCUUGCUUUGAAUGACUCAUAGCAAAUAUGUACAUUGCCACAUUUCACAAUAUGUUUUGAAAUGGUUAGAGGCUCAGUCACUUGAAACUGAGGAAUAGUGAUGUCUGUUAAUAUCAAAGGGCAGUGGAUUUGACCCUCAGGACUUUGGUAAAGGAUUUUUACUUAAGUAAGAACAUGUUGCAAAAGUGGCUAUACCAGUAAUAUAUGCAAUAGCUCAUUGCCUCUUCAGACCUGUGUCUUUGUUACCUGGCAGAGUGCGUGAGCCAUGCCUACUUGACCAGUUAAACCAUUAUUUUUAAGUGUAAGCCUUUUAUAGCAAGAUUAUUCCCUUUACUUAGAAGGGUAAGUUGUCAUCUUGACUAGUGUUACGGUUACUAAUUAAGCAAGCAUUCCCCCUGUUCAUCAAAUUGACAAUAGGAUAGUUGAAACAAUCUCAUUAUUAUAUAAUUGUAAAUGCAACCCGGUGUGACCAUGCUCUUGAGUGAAACCUGCUGACUUGUUGCUGUUAAGCCUUGUAUCUACCUCUUGAACAGUGAGUUCUGGCUUGUCAUCUGCAUAUUCCUGUGGAAACUUACUGUGAUAUCUGUUCUUUGAAAUUCACCUAGGAGUUAUGAAAGACUUAUGAGGAAGAUGAAUCAGGUUGUGUAUCAUUCGUUAUAAACUUAUCUUCCUGUUUAAAUUAGCUUUAAUUUCCUUGGAUAUUGUUUUGUUUUCUGUUUUAUACCAUUUUCUGUCUUAUACAGUUGUAUCAGGAAGUAUUGUGUAUAACUGAUGGCUCUAUUAAUAUACUUAAACAAUCGCUUCUAUUUCAAAAUAAAUAGUGCUUUCUCCAGUAUAGAAGUAGUGCUUCAAGUUUCAUUAUAAAAGUGUCUGUAUUGUUUUCCAAGUCAGGGUGGAAAUGGAAGUUAAUGCAGCAACAAACCUUUUUUGUUAAGUUUUUAAAUUCUUUUAGUUUCUGCUUCGCAGUUCCUAACAGGUAAGGAUUUGGCAUUCUUCUGUUCCAUUGUUGUUUGAAUAUGUAAGAGUACAGCAUGGAGAAAGACCAAGGCAAUAAAAUUAAACUGAAAAAAAAACCCCAAAACCUCAGCCUAAAAACAGAAGCAUCUUCCUGACGCCUUUAGCUAGGACAGUUCAUGAAGUCUUUUAGACUUGCACAGACUUGGCUUGGCUUUCUGGUUCAAAUUGUUCCAAGUCCUGUGCUUAGUCUUGGUUAAUGACUUGCAUGUAAUUACACUUCUUUUACUGAUGUUACAAGGAACUCGGUGUGUACUUCUUAAUCUUCUGCCACAAGCUGAAGCAGUGACAAGAACUGAAUGUUAUAUUGUGGUUUGCUAGCAGUAUCUUUCAGAAUUUCUCUCUCCUAGAUAAUCCUGGGCUUAGUCUUUGAUGCAUUUUUCUGUUGGAGAGAGGAACUUUCUUCUACAUUUUUAUCUUCUUUAAAUUGGUAAGUACCCUGCAAAAUGAGGUAGGAUUCCCUUUAGUUCAUCUUUCUGGCCAUAGCUUAAGUAGUGUAAUUUUGAUUCUAGGACCUUCUUCAAGAUUGUUCUCCCUUCUCAUUUUGGAUCUCUUCUGAGUGGUGUGAGUGCUUUCCUAUGAUCAAUAUUCUCCACGUCUCAAAGCAUGGAUUCUAAAGACUGUAACUUAGGUCAUGAUUAGCUGUUGGCAUACAGUCAUCUAGACUAAGAGAACCAAAUCUUGCCUAGCUAUGGUUGAGUAGAUUUUUGUCACUCAUGUCUCAUGAGAGUCAACUUAAACUUUACUGAAGCAAAUGGGUAUCUUCUUGUCUCACUGUUUUAGUCUAUGAUAGUUAGGUAGAUCAGUGGUUGAUUCUUAAGGGCAGUACUUAGUUAUUUUCAGAUGGAACCUGAGCCUAUUACUUAGAGAUCUGUUGGGACUGCUUUUGAACUCCAGUAUGUGCUACUUUUCCUUUCUCUCUUAACUGGGGGUUGGGGGUAGGGAUGGGUUGUCGUCCACUCUUACCUGUGGUAAUUAUCUGUCAAAGCUUGUCAGAAUGUUAUCUUGGGUAAUAGAUUAACCUGGUUCUUUUGUGAGGGCACUGAAGCCUGACUGCAUAUGUGGCAAAUAAUACAUACUUUUCCUUACACCAAACAGAGUUAAGAGUUUGCCACUUUUUCAAACCAAAGAUACCAAAUGUUGACUGUCUCGUGUUGGUUCUUAUAUCAGACAAUGGCACAAGAUUAAGCCUACUGACUGUCUGCUAAAACUCAAGUGACCUUGUUUCUAUUGUUGUUAGAGUUCUCCAGAGCACCUUUCCUGCUAUAUCCUUAUAGAAACACUUCUUGUUAAUGCUGUGUUCAUUAAGUGUUGUUCUUCUGUAGUCACUGCUAAAAUCAUUCUUUGAAGUGUGCUUUCAAAUGAGUAGUGUUCUGCUUUGGAGUGAGUCAUAGUGGGCUGUGCAUAUUGAUCAGCCAGCAUUCAAAUGAGAAAGGGUAGUAACUAGGAAUUGAGAUGUUCGUGGGACUGCUGGGUACAAUUCCUUUUGCUGAAGAAGUGUGCAGCACUUUUUUUUUUAAAAUGCUGGUACUGUGCAUGUCUAGUUUUGAAGUACUCUAAAGAAAAGUCUUUGAAAUUGGGAAAUGAUGGGUUACUUUCUGGCAACUGAAUUGUUUCAGGUGGGUUAUUUAAAUGAUUUUAUACAUAAUUCAUAUCUGUUGCUGUUUCCAAGCACUCAAGACAGUUUUUUAACUAAGCUGGAUAAAUAGAGUAAUACACACUUGUGUGUGCACACAUCAAAGGGUAGGAUAUAUUCUCUUCUUAACACAGCUAGCUGCAGUGUAUAUGGUGCAUUUCCUAAAUGGACUGAACUGUAGAAUACUACAAAGAAGGAGGUACUUGUGCGCAUGGUAAAGGCCAUUCUUAAGUACUUGAGUAAAUACAAAUUUUUUUAAGUUUCUGUCUCUGCAGAUGUAGACACUUACCAGUAGUCUAUGACCAGCCUGAGUGUAAUUCCAUUGGAGGAAGAACUUAUGCUUCCGGUUUCUGAGGCUAUAUUCAACUUUUUAUUAAAAAUGAUUUCUCUGCUUUUCUCAUAGUCCAGCUACUUGAUAUAUUUGAGCCUUUUUGCUGACAUGCUUAUAGCUUUACAGAAACCAAGGCAAGAAUUUGCAUCUGUGAUUACUGAAUCAGCACUGUGUGCUUCAGCCAAAAGUGGUUCAUCUGCAUUGUCUUGGUGCUAUUAAUCUGUUAAGUGCCAUACUUCGCGUGCUGGAUUAAUUUUUUUCUUGAUAAACUGGUGAGAUCUAGCUGCUUCAGCAACUGUCACCGGUACUACCCUCAAGAGCAUGCUGACAGGUUGACUUGCAGCUUUGAAUUUGCACAGAUAUAAACCAUAACUGCCGGUGUGAGAAUGGUAGGGUCUCUCUGAUGUGGUGCAGCAAGCCUCUGACUGCUCUAAGGAGUGCUCUCAUGCAUCCUGAAAACAGUCCACAGGAAGUAAACUCACCUGGAUGGUUACCUGCUGCUCCCUAGGAGCUUCUUGGUCUCUGCUGGAGGAAUAAAUUGCUCUUGACUUUUCAUUUAGUCCAGAGAAAUGUAGCUACAGAUAAUGCCUUGAGCCACCCAAGUGUCUGGGCUGAGCAGGCUGUGUAGAAAGGUCUUUGCAGAUGACUCGGCUCUGAAGGAAGCUUUCACAUUUUCCCACAUGCCUAGUGGGAGUGUCCAAUUAUGUUGUAGAACGGAGUAUCUCAAGAAAAAGGUUUCAAUGUAAAACUAGGUGCAGAUUAAUGGUUAUAUUAGCCUUGCAUUUGCAUAUGAAGGUGCUUGGUGCUCUUUCAGCUGCUUCUCCAACAUUCUUUUGUGUGUCAUAUGUGAAAGUAAUUUAGAAUAUAGUCCGUACUAACUAACCAGUUACUUCAGUAAGAAGGGUAGCAGCUACUUCGACUUGCAUUUUUGUGCCAAGUGUCUGGAAAGGAGUAAGGAAAGUGGUGUUGGGGUAGCAUGACUGGUUCCUAGAGAAACUAGAUCACUCAGUUACUCUGAAACAUGUUUAUUAGGAGCAAGAAGUUCUUCAUGAUUACAAAUGAGCAAAGUCUUAUGGUUAUAGGUAGGCAGCAGAGUCAAAUGUGAGUAUCAUCUCUAUUGCACGUAUCAAGAUACUGGCUUGAAAGAAAUAUAGCAGAUAAAUGAUGCUUUGAGGGCAGAGGAAGGGGACUUGGAGUUCUUAAGCUAGCUCUUGUUUCUCUUUCUGGUCAUUCAACACUUAACCUUCUUUUUCUAGCUCGGUAUGAAUGAGCCUGUGAAUGGCCUUGUGCUCCUGGAAGAAUUUUUUUUUCUAAUAUUUCAUAGCCAUGAUGCUUGCUUCAAGUUAAUUACAAAGGGAAAUUAUGAAGUUGUGAGUUGCGCUGGAAGAAGAAGGUAGGAUACACAGUAACUGAAUUCUCUGAAUAAAUUGUUAAUAUGAAAUCAGAAUUUAUACUGAUAUUGUGGGCUGAGUAUUAGGUAAUGAAAUAUAACGUGAAGAUUCAGAAACUCAAAUGAUUGCUGCUGCUAGACAAAAAUUAUAAGGUUAUUAGUUUUCUUUAACUCUCUUAAAACAAUUGACAUAAUUUUCUGUCUAGACUUGCUAUAAGGACUUUGGAUUUAGUCUUAACUCAUGUCCUGGUUUCAGCUGGGAUGAAGUUAACUUUCUUCAGCUGGCCUGGCAAUGAGAGAGCAGGGUGAGCACUGCAUGGGAAGCUGGGAAGGAAUGCAGCUGGGACAGCUGACAUAGGCUGGCCAACAGGGUAUUUGAUACUGUGUGAUACCAUACUGAGUAUUGGGCGGACUUGCCUAGGAGCAGGGGGACGUCACUGCUGGGGAACAGGCUGGGAAUCAGUUUUGGUGUGGUGAGCAGUUGUACUGUGCAUUACUCGCUUUGUAUAUUACUUAUCACUAUUGUUACUUCUCUUCAUUUACUCUCCUAUUAAAUUAUCUUUAUCCCAACCCACAAGUCUUACUUUUUUUUCUUUCAGAUUCUCCUUCCCAUCCCACCAAGGGGAAGGAUUGAGAAAGCUGCCACAUGAUACUUAGUUGCCCACUGGGGCUAAGUCAUGAUAGUCCCUUUUGGAGCCCAACAUGUGUCUCAGAGUGUUGAGAUAAUGACCGAUCUUGUUAAAACAAAUAUGCAUUUAUUGUAUUAGUUAAGUAGUCACUGGUCACAAAGUAGUUUCAUUUGUUCAUAUGAUUGUGUUAUGUAAAUUAUGUGCACUAUAUAUUCCCUGCAGCUCUGGGAGAGGCAUCAUGAUUAUAAUUUGCAGUGCUGUGUAAUAUCAACUUAAUGUCACAGGUCAUGAGAUUAAGCUGGUAUUUGUAUGCGUCAUUGCUGUUGUGUCUGUACCCCAGGUUCAGAUUCUGUACCUCAGAAUUUACUAAUCAUAGAAUAGUUUGGGUUGGAAGGGACCUUUAAAGAUCAUCUAGUUCCAACUCCCCUGCCAUAGGCGGGGACAUCCCACUAAAGCAGGCUGCCCAAGGCCCCAUCCAACCUGGCCUUGAACACCUCUAGGGAUGGGGCACCCACAACCUCCCUGGGCAACCUGUUCCACUGUCUCACCACUCUCAUAGUAAAGAAAUUCUUCCUAAUGUCUAAAUCUGACCCUCUCCAGUUUAUACCUGUUCCCCCGGUCCUAUCCCCACAAGCCUUUAUGAAUAGCCCCUCUCUAGCUUUCCUGUAGGCCCCCUUCAGGUACUGGAAAACCGCUAUAAGAUCUCUGAGCCUUCUCUUCUCCAGGUUGAACAAGCCCAGCUCUUUCAGCCUGUCCUCAUAGGGAAGGUGCUCCAGCCCUCCAGUUGUCUUUGUAGUUCUCCUCUGGACCUGUUCCAAAAGUUCCAUAUCCUUCUUACGUUGAGGAUUCCAGAACUGGACACAAUAUUCCAGAUGAGGUCUCACAAGAGAGGAACAGAGGGGCAGAAUCACCUUCCUCGACCUGCUUGCCGUGCUUCUUUUGAUGCAGCCCAGGAUACGGUUGGCCUUCUGGGCUGCAGGCGCACAUUGCUGGCUCACGUCAAGCUUCUCAUCGACCAGCACCCUCAAGUCCUUCUCUGCAGGGAUGCUCUCAAGCACAUCAUCCCCCAGUGUGUACUGAAAAUGGGGAUUGCCCCGACCCAAGUGUAGGACCUUACACUUGGCCUCGUUGAACCUCAUGAGGUUCUCAAAGGCCCACUUCUCCAGCCUGACCAGGUGGCUUUCUAAUAAUUUGCAGGAAUAUGGGGAGGGGAUACUUUUUCCUGCUUUUUCACCUUCCAGUUCUCGUUCAGGUGACUUCUAUUGACAAACAACUGCAGUGACCAAAGAUCAUCUGACCUUGAAGAUUUCAGAUUAAGGAGUACCAAGAAUGAACUGCCUUCCAUCCAGGGUAACAGUGUAACUACUCAUUUUAAGUGGUUGCCCCUCACUUUAGACUGGCAGGUUGAGUUGGGCAUAUGGGCAGACUGAUCUGUGACAUUAGGAUCAACAGAUCUAAAGUUAUUGGAGCAGACUCUUUGACUUCUACUCCCUUUCUGGCAGAACUACUGGGCGUUUUUUCUUGCUGUUUCACUAACUUUGGCAUUUACAGGGAGAUAUCCAUGUCAAAAAAUAUAAAUAAAUCUUUUAGAGCUUAGUACUGACUAAAGCCACAAGGUGGCACCUUCAUCUGCUGUGAAGCAUUGCUCACCAAACUUCAUUUACCAAAGUAAACAUAGCUCCAGAACUGCCCUUUUGAACAGGGAGUUAUCCUGACUCUAUUAGCCCUGGGUUUGUCUGGGAUAGAGUUAAUUUUCUCAAGAAGCUGGGAGGGGAGACAGAGUGGCUAAAGGGAUAUUUGAUACCAUGAAAUCAUGCUCAGUAUGUAAGUGGGGGUAGUUGGCCAGGGAAUGGAGGAGGAGGAUUGGCAGAGUAGUUUGGGUGUGGUUGUGGUUGGCAGCACAUGUCACAGUGUAGUUUGCUGCGUGGCUCAGGAGUCCAGAUCAGAAGCAUGACGGGCCUAGUUUUUUACAGUGGUGUGUUGUUUGCACUAUGUAUCAGUUGCUUUGUAUAUUCUUUUAUUGUCAUUGUAAUUAUUGGUUUUUUCCUUAUUUGCUCUUAAACCGUUUCUGUCCCAACCCACCAGUUUUACCUUUGCUGGUUUGAUUCUCCUCCCUGUCCCACCAGGAGGGGGAAAGGAGUGAACCCAUGUGGUUCUUUGUUGCCAACGGGGCCUAAACCUCAACAGUCCUUUUUGUCACCCAAAAUGAGGUCUGAAGGGUUGGGAUAAUGACAAUUCUGACUAGAUCAUGUUAAAACAAAUUUGUUAUAAGCAUUCAUUGUAUUAGUUUAAUACUCACUGGUCACAAUGCUGUAUUAGUUGUUGGCAUGUCUGUGUUACGUAAAUCCUUAUGUGCAGUAUAUUUCCUUGUGGUGCUGUUUAUUCCCUCUAAGAAACAGAUCAAGAUUAUUGUGUUGCUGUCUUGUGUAAUAUUAACUUACGAUAUAGUAACGUUUGUGGUCAUAAAAUUUACAUGGUAUGUGCCCGCGGCACUGCUGUCAUUUCUAUACCUUGGGCCUCAUCUCUCAGAAUUUAUUAAUAAUCACACCCAGUCUGUGGGGAAGACAGGGGAGGAUACUUUCCCCUGCUCUUUCACCUCCUCUUUCCUCCCCAGGUUAGUUAGAACAGCUUUUAAGAAUUCUGAAUAUCCUUGGGAUAUUUGAGCCAGCAUGUUCCUAUUGCUUUCCCUUGAAUGUGUUUCAGAUCUUGUUUAGGGUUAAACAACUAUUUAAAAAAACAAACAAACAAAUCUACUCAAAGUCCUUUCCCAAGGCUGGAGAGUUAUGAGUGGUAGUGUGUGUGGAAUAGCAUCAGUAAAUGCCUGGGACAGUGGGCACCUCCAGUGCUUCAGAACUUCACCCCUGAGCAGAAUCAGCAGAACAAGUGCAGAAUCCUGAAAAACUACUAGAAUAUUCAGAAGAAGUAUGCUGUUGCCCUGGCAAUUCUAGGGAGACACAAAUCAUUGUGAUAUGCUGGAGCCUCACCUACGCCUUCUGAGCCCUGUUCAGCAUUAUGCAGCACCCUCAAGAGAAAGAGGGAAAACAGACUGACAGGCUCAGUGGCUAUCCCAACCCUUGUAACAAGCACUGCAGCUACUCCAACCCCAGCAACAGGCACCGUGGCUACUCCAGUCCAUGGCAUCAGGCACUGCAGCAGAACCAGAGAACCAACCCGUGCUGUUAUCGGCCACCCCCACACAGAACAAGAAAUAGACAAAACCCCAAUUCACUUAGUGAGGGGUGAAAGUGUAUUCUAUUUCUAUUAUUAGGGUUAGCCUUCCAGGGGACAGUCCUAUUUAUAUCACUCUAUAUUGAGAGCCACAACUUCCCUUUAGUUUUUCAUGUUUGCCAAAAAGGUCACAUUUAUCUACUUAUUUUCUAAUUUUAUUACUUAUUUCAGUCUAUACUUGCUUGUUAUUAACUUGGUCUCCUUAAAAACACCUAAAACAGGCCCUAUGUUUACGCUUUUCCACUUCUCUAGUACAUAGUGUUUAUAAUCUUCUACCAAGAACAGUUAUUCUCUAUUUUGCCCUCGAUAAGGUAGCACUGAUGUCAGAGAGUUCUUUGUUGCAUGAACUUCUUGGAAGCUAGGAGAACAAUGUAAGCAUCACUAUACUGACUGCUGCAGAGUCUCUACCCAAAAUCCCUGAGUAAACAUGAGAAAUUUAGACUUUUUCCUUUCAUUGCUCUCCUUCCUGUGGUUACAAGCUAAAUGAUUUCCUCUUAAAUUCAGUCCAUGAGGUCUCAAUACCAUUUUUUUCAUGGUUCAUCAUAUUUCAUCGUGCUCAUUCUCUUCAUCUCUUUUCAGAAAUGUUUUCUGUGAGUCUUAUGCAGGAAAUGAUCCACCUGUUGGCUGCAGUGACCAUGUAGCGAUAGUAUUCCUCUGUAACUGAGAUGAAAGCAUCUAAUAUUGGGUCCUGAAGCCUUUGGUUGUACAAUGUUCCUGCAAACCUUCUAUGCCCAAUUGCUCACAAGACUAGGAGUCAUAACUGCACUCCCUGGGAGGGUUGGUAAGUAUCUGAAUUCACCGUGUAGAAUAGAAAGGAUAAACUGUUUUUUUUAGUGGCUGUGAUGAGCUCAGAAACCAAAUACGUAGAACCCUUGGGUAUGCACAGGUAAAAGCUUGGGCUUUUUAAAAGACAUUUCACACAGGUGGACUACUGUUUUUAUGUGUGCAAACAAACAGCAUGACUGUUUCCUAUAAACAUAAGUCCUGUUGCCAUGACAAAGGACUUGGCUACUUGCAAAGUUAUACAAGCUGUCAAAUAUUAAAAAUCUUCAGAGUCUAUUUGGACCACUUGGUCUUCUCUGAAAUGGGAAGUUAAUAUUUUCUGAAAUCUAGAAGCAUAUUUAAAAGUGAGCCAAUAUGAAAAUUGUUCUCUGAGCUCACAAACAAGUUGCUUAGAUCUUUUGAACAAGAUACCAACUGAUAAAACGCAACCUAAUACCUGCAGUUCUAGAUGUGAUUUCAAAUUUGUGUCUUUGAUUUCUACUGGAUCUCUCAAAAAAACCCAACAAACCAAAAAUAUUUGUGAUCUAUGUAGGCAGAAACAAUCCAAGGAAUUGAGUUGGAUGCUUUGAUGUGGGUGAGAAUCAGGCUUUUUAUGUCUUUGCAAUUAUUUUAUGCAACUUAAGACUCUUCUAUGAAAGAGUGAGGCUACUGACAUUAAUGUCACAUUAAACACAGAAGUGGGUCAUAGUGACACAUGUAAUAUCACAAAUUCCAAAAUUAUGAGAUUUUUAUGAGUAGGCGUUGAACUUACUCUUAGAAAAAGAAGAACAAUGAACAGGAAUCAUGAUCUGAUCAUCCUCUGAAAUAGGAUUAAAAAAAGAAUCAAGCAACUAGGUAACUUUUUGAAUAAUGGACAUGUACCAGAAAUCUGAAGUAGAAAAAGCCAGCUAAAUUGCUGUAAAACAAAAGGCAUCACCAGAGCUCUUCAAAGAGCAGAUAUUCCCUUUACUUUUAUUUGUGUAUCUCUCUGUAACUUGAGAUCUUUUGGUUUGCCUUUACUCAUCCUGAGAUGGUAUGAUAGGUCUGCGUUUUACGUAGUUAAUGAAGCUGUGAGGCAUAAGGCUAAACAUCAGCUGAACAAGUAUUUCCAAGCAGCUGGAUAAAAGCAGACUAAGAAGUGUAGCAAACAGAGUAAUGCAUGAUAUAGUCACUCUAUCCAGCGUAGGCAGAGAGCCUCAGCUGGAGAACUUGAGAAUCCCUUAGUGUUUUCAGAAAAAUAUACUGAUUUGUGCAAAGAACAUAGAAAACUACUGAAUUAGAGGGGUCUAGUAAAUGUAAAUUAUGAAAAACACUUGUAGCAAUUAUUGGUUAGCUGUUAGAAAACUGAAGGGAGAAGGAAAUCUUCAGAGUGAUGAGCAAAAGCAGACAGGCGAGUUGGGAAUGUUUACUAGAACUUGGCGCUGCUCAUCUUGAAGACCUUGGAAGGUGGUAAUGAAGGAGCCAGCUAGCAGAAGUUUGCUGAUAAGUGGGCAUUGGAAUGCAGAAAGCUGGAAAACAACCAGAAGAGACUGUGCUUGCGCACAGUUCAAGGGGGAAAAACUUUUUUUCAUCCUGAGGAAGACUUCAUCCCUACGACUCUGGCCCACGACCACCAGGAGGCACUACACAGAUGCAAGACUGGAGCGAACUUUCCAGAACUAAUUAUAAUAUAAAGAGGGGAAAGGUUAUGGAUAUGUAGUAGGCGCUUAUAACUAUGCACGACUUUACACUAUAAGUGGCUGUUAAGUUAUAUGGUGUGCAAGCUAGGAGGAGAACCCUCUUGCACCCCAGUGCUGGAAAUAAAUGCAACUGCUUUAUAACUCAUUUUGGGUUAUAGGGUUUGAUUCCACAAAACAAGAGGAAAAAAGACUGCUGCAAAAAAAAGUAAGUUGUAAAUUUUGGUCUCUAAAGGUGCAUUUUUCAGCCACUCAGUUCCUGAUAACACAACAUCUGCAGUUUUGGAAUUGACACAGCAAAUAAUUGUUCUAUCUACAGCUAAGUGUUUGUCUA
Molecule: messenger RNA, 16657 nt
Organism: Cuculus canorus (common cuckoo)
Lineage: Eukaryota; Metazoa; Chordata; Aves; Cuculiformes; Cuculidae
Gene: PPP6R3
Product: protein phosphatase 6 regulatory subunit 3
Exons: 25
Coding region: 321-2984 (887 amino acids)
Cellular component (GO): cytosol; nucleus
Molecular function (GO): protein phosphatase binding; protein phosphatase regulator activity
Source: RefSeq, a predicted model, not a curated record